This is a messenger RNA of Ectocarpus siliculosus, 1144 nucleotides long. Lineage: Eukaryota; Phaeophyceae; Ectocarpales; Ectocarpaceae. The record is from the annotation of a GenBank genome assembly.
AUGAUACAGCUGGAGGAGCAAGAGGCGAAGAAGCAGGAGCGGAUACGCGAGCAGGUUCAGAAGGAGCAUGAGGAAAAGCUCGGCUCUGCUGAGGAGAUCUACGGAGAACAGGCAGCGCCGGCGGCGGUUUCGACCGCUGGAGAAGUCGUAGAUCAGGCAGGAGAAGCCACCGCAAAACGGGCGCAGGCGACCACGGGGAGGACAGAAAUCAUAUCGCGCAUCAGCGAUGAAACGGUGGCUAAGAUUUGCGCGCUUCCGACUCCUGAGGCUCAAGAACGGGCUCUGCAGAUGCUCCUAAAGGAGGACUAUCCAACGGUCUGGAGGAAGUUAACGACGCAGCAGCGCGCCGCCAUCACCAAGCUGAGGGUCGAGAACAAGACUUUCAAGGCCGUAUCUAUCGGGGACAUGAGGAAGAGAGGGAAGCGCGACUUGUCCCCGCUUGGUCUGACCUUCUCGGCCUUCCUGUUCGUCACUGGCAUGCGGGCGAGCCUCAGGAGCAUGUCAAACCAAAGGAAGAGGGUGAAAGUGGAGUCGGCAAAGUUUGAUGCCGAAAAGGACGAAUUCAUGGACGUCGACGGGGAGGCUGAGUUUGACGUCGACAUCAUGAAGGAACUCAGGGACAUGAAGGAGAAGAUGGCCGGGCCGGGCGAUAGUUACGCCAAGGACACCCGGGCCUACAACCCCGACUUUGCCGCGGCUGCGGGCGACGAGGAAGAGUACGACAAGAAGAUCAAGGAGGCUUUGGAGGGCACCGGCAAGGCCGGAAAGUCGAACAAAGGCGAGACGAGGAAAGUGUUCACCAACGAACCUACCACCGGUCCGACCGCGGCUUCCGGGGACCAAGACCUGCUGGGUGGCGAUGGCAAUGCCGGGGCCGAUACGAGCGGGGGUGCCGCAAGCGCGGCUGCGGAGGCGAAGAAGCAAGCGGACGCCAAAAGGCUGGAGGACCUGUUCAACAACUCCUCUAUCGACGAGCCCGAAGACGACAACGCGGACGGCAGGGAACGCUUGCCGUAGGCACGAGACAGACGACAGACUACAUACCGUCAGAGUACGCGGAGAGACCGGCUUUCAAUACUCGAUUGCUUCGCAACCAAGAGGUUGCGGGAAAAUCCCAACUGGACGCCCUCGACGAGAUUUUUCC